Messenger RNA from Exophiala oligosperma, 2235 nucleotides. RefSeq lists its product as uncharacterized. Gene Ontology annotation, biological process: oligopeptide transport; transmembrane transport. The record is from RefSeq and is a predicted model, not a curated record. Lineage: Eukaryota; Fungi; Ascomycota; Eurotiomycetes; Chaetothyriales; Herpotrichiellaceae. Gene Ontology annotation, molecular function: dipeptide transmembrane transporter activity. The transcript is spliced from 2 exons. Gene Ontology annotation, cellular component: membrane. The coding region runs from base 265 to 2235 and encodes 656 amino acids.
AGAGAUAAGACAUGAUCGUGUCAUCUAAGGAGUCCCUUGUUUGUUUCUGUAAUAAACUAUCAGGACGUUUUCUGGGUAAAUAAGUCAGCAACUAUCACGCUCACUACUCGCCCUGCCAUUGUAUCAAACAAAUCCCCUUUUGUUGGAUAUCCACGAGACGAGGCUUUCCGCACGACAUCAUUGGUGAUAAUGGACAAGCGGAGCUUCUUGAUCCUUAUCACAUCAUUUCAAAUGACAGUAUAAGAAGACUCUUGUGCUACAACAAUGCAGCAAAUCGAGCUCAGAGCCCUGCAGGACGGGUGCUCUCGACGAGGCUCGACCAAUUCCGAGCGUUCGGAUUCGGAGACGAUAUAUUUCAGAGGUACACUCCCCGAAGCGAAAGCAGUCAGCAGCACAGCUGGAGAUGAGUACUCGCCGACCGACGAGGAAUUGAAGACUCUCCCACGCGUGGCCGACCGCAUCUCGUGGAGCGUCUACACGGUCGCAUUCGUCGAGCUCUGCGAACGCUUUUCGUAUUACGGCACUCAGAUCCUGUUUCAGAACUUUGUUCAGCGGAAACGACUCACGCCCACGGGCGCGGCGCUGAACCCUAGCGGCGACUCGAACAACAACCCUGGCGCACUCGGUCGAGGACAACAGACGGCGACGGCUCUCAGCACUUUUUUUGCUUUUUGGUGCUAUGUCACACCUCUGCUGGGCGCGUGGCUCGCCGAUACUUAUUUUGGAAGGUACAAAAUGAUCAUGAUAUCCAUUCUUUGUGCUCUGGCAGGACACUUCAUCCUCGUUGCCGGCGCCACACCUUCGUCCCUACAACACCCCGACUCGGCGCUGGCAAAAUUCAUCGUGGGCAUUAUCGUCUUCGGCCUCGGGACGGGAGGUUUCAAACCCAACAUUUCGCCCUUGAUCGCGGAGCAAAUCGUCGUCGACGGCAAACUUCGCAUCGAGACCGGCUCAAAAGGCGAGCGCGUCAUUGUCGACCCGGCCCAAACGUCGGCGCGGGUCUACAACUGGUUCUACCUCUUCAUCAACAUCGGCGCGUUGCUUGGCCAGCUCUCAAUGUCCUACGCGGCCUUGUACAUAGGAUACUACCUCGCCUUCCUCCUGCCGACAAUCCUGUUCCUACUUUGCCCUCUCGUUCUCAUCGUGUUCAAGAAAACCUAUCGUCUCAACCCACCCCAGGGCUCCGUGCUCGGACCGGCCCUUCACUUCAUCUUCUACGCCACGAGGGGUCGAUGGUCCUUCAACCCUAUCCGCACGAUACGUAACCUUCGGACGCACGAUGUCUGGAACGCGGCGCGACCGUCGCGGAUACCUGCCGGCCGUCGACCGAACUGGAUGACGUUCGACGACGCCUGGGUCGCCGAGCUGCGUCGGGGUGUGCAGGCGUGUACCGUCUUCCUCUGGAUGCCCGUCUACUGGCUCACGUACAACCAGCUCCAGAACAACCUGAUCUCGCAGGCCGACACGAUGCGGCACACCGGCAUCCCACCGGAGAUCGUGAGCAACUUUGACCCUCUCGCGCUGAUCAUCCUCAUUCCAUUGUGCGACCUUCUCGUCUACCCUGCCCUGCGCAAGUCCGGGUGGGUUCGCGUCACGCCGAUCCGUAAAAUCACGCUGGGGUUCUGGUUCGGGAGCGCCGCCAUGAUCUACGCCGCCUCUUUGCAGCGGUACAUUUACACACACAACGAGUGCGGAAUGUAUCCUAACGAGGGGCUACCUUCGAAUAGCAACCGUGCCGGUGGUGGUCCCGGUGCCGCAGCGGGUGUUGAAGACUGCGCGCCCGCCGAUGUGAGUAUAUGGUGGCAAACACCCAUAUACGUUCUCAUAGCGACGAGCGAGAUUCUCGCCAGCGUGACGGUGCUGGAGUACGCCUUCACCAAAGCCCCGCGGAACAUGAGGAGCAUGGUGCAGGCGUUCGGCCUGUGCAUGACUGCGGCAGCCAACAUCAUUGGAGAAGCAUUGAUUUGGCUCGCGAGGGAUCCGUUGCUUGUAUGGAACUAUGCACUUAUGGGCGUCGUCGCUGCGGUUGCUGGUGGACUGGUGUGGAAGGUCCAUGGGCAUUUGGACGACGUGGAGGAUGCGAUGAAUCUGUUGCCUGAGGGGCACGUUGGUGUCGAGACUACGAGGGGAGCAAGUGUGGAUCUUAGACGGCGUAGAGAGAGUAUGGAUGAAGAAGGUUCGGAUGGGAGUGAGGCAGAGGAGGAGGAUCAGCUUAUGCAAAAUGUUCGGACCUGA